Messenger RNA from Cyphellophora attinorum, 726 nucleotides. RefSeq lists its product as uncharacterized. Lineage: Eukaryota; Fungi; Ascomycota; Eurotiomycetes; Chaetothyriales; Cyphellophoraceae. The coding region runs from base 1 to 726 and encodes 241 amino acids. The transcript has a single exon. The record is from RefSeq and is a predicted model, not a curated record.
AUGAACCCAAACUUUUGGAAUUAUUCAAGCGGCGACAAUGGCGGCCGCGCCCAAGUGUACGGCUGGACGGGACCACCCCCGGCCAACCCUGCUAAUAGGACUCCCAUUGUGACUGGAUGGAGACCUGGCAUAGCGCCGCCCCCCUACUCCACCCAGGCCGCUGGGUAUACCCUAUAUCCCGGAACAAACCAGGCACAGUGGAUGUCAGCGCAUCAUGCCCAGGCUUCUAUUCAGUCCGCGCCUGCCCCGACCAGCGCCAAUGCUGGCCCUCGGGGCGUCUUUCCUCACGGACACAUGAACUACGACUCUUACUUUCGCACUGAUGGCUUGCCUGUCAUUGGACAACAUGAUGGAAACCCUGUUCACUUUGUGGAGUACCCUGCGAACCCAAAUUAUGCCUACGGCGCGCAAUACUACGAUGGUCGUCACAUCCAGUUUAAUGGAACCUACCUUGGAAUCAGCGAAAUCCAACUCAGCACCGUGUUAUCGUCGAUUUCUAUCAGAACCCUCACGGCGUGGUGUCCCAUGGUGGUCCAAACUCGCGACCUGGACAGUUCACGCUCGCAACACACAGGAAUUGGUAACCUGGAGGGUCUGGGGGAUCGUCGCCCCCUGUGGGUUGAGAGAGGAGAUGCAGCCAACUGCUGCUACUGUACUGCUGCUCAGCACACGACGAGCAGGAUCCUCUUGCAGAGCGAUCACAUCGGCGUUCCAACAAACCUGUAA